Clupea harengus (Atlantic herring) is the source of this 3181-nucleotide messenger RNA. It is a transcript of the gene uxs1, whose product is annotated as UDP-glucuronate decarboxylase 1. Gene Ontology annotation, cellular component: cytoplasm. NCBI's taxonomy places the organism in Eukaryota, Metazoa, Chordata, Actinopteri, Clupeiformes, Clupeidae. The record is from RefSeq and is a predicted model, not a curated record. Gene Ontology annotation, molecular function: UDP-glucuronate decarboxylase activity; NAD+ binding. Gene Ontology annotation, biological process: D-xylose metabolic process.
UUUCAUUUUUAUCAAAGAGUUAAGUUGAUUAUUAAAACGUCAUAUUAGUUUGUGUGGGUUUUAUUUACUUUCUGUGUAGGUUAUGGGUUGCAUUUUACUAGAUGAGUCGGAAUCCUCUGUAUUUUUGCAAUCGCGGCAGGCUUCUCAAUUGAUAACAGAUAUACUCGCUUUUGUUUUCUAUGGGUGUAAUGAGAGGAAUGUGACUCGGAUGAGUGUUUGCUUGUUUUAUUUUGACUUUAAGAUGAAUGUGGAACUAGCCUAGGUUAUUUUUCGUACAAUGACUUAUUUGUUUAUAGACGGCCGGUAGCUAGUGAACAUAAUGAUGUCCAUAAACUGGAACGAUUGUGCCUGACCAUUUCUCAGCUAACGUAAGCUGAUAGUUAGCUAGCAAGCUAGUUAACGUUACCUGGCCUUCAGGAAGAUGGCAAGCAUGACUUGUCAAUCGUUGCAGUCGAUCAAUGCCAAUAUUUGUCUUUAAUGUGCUUAAAAAACAGGGCGUCGUAAACCAAGAGUGUGAACGAUAGGCCCUACGUGUUUUAUUUUAGUAGAAAAUAAGGAGCUGUGUAGCUAACGUUAGGUACUUUCAUGUUAGCCCUUUUGCUAACAUUACCUAGCCGGGAAGCUUAGGAGUUCACCGACACUAUUGUAACCUCUGCAAGUUUGCUCGUACUAAGUUAGCCAACCAAUAUACACUGCCACUUUUUUUAUGCUUACCAGCAGGUUGUUUGUUACGUAAGCGUUUAUCAAAACGACGUAUCUCAAUUAGCUAAUCCUGAACUGCCAGUUACCAUAUGGACUUUCAUUUUUGCACUUUGAACUUCAGACAUAGUUUCUUUGGCGUGUUGUUGAGACUUUUACAAAUUUCAUUUAUAUGUCAGAUAACAUUUUAAAGUGCCAAAAUCGCUUCUAGAAGUUGCACAUUGAUUCUCAUUAACGAUGCGGCUAUAACGGAGCACAUGUGCUUCCGGGUUCGAUGUUGCUGUUCUGUGGAUGAUGAUGCGGUUGACCUGGCUGAUAUCAGGAAUUAAUCGACGAAUGAUGAAACUCCUUGUCGCCCUUGCCUUGAUUGCCUACAUUGCCUCUGUCUGGGGAACCUACACAAAUAUGAGGUCCAUACAGGAGCAAGGAGAGGUGCGGAUUAAGGAGAAGAUUGAUGAGGUAGUUGCACCCUUAAGAGAGAAGAUCCAUGAUCUAGAGUUGAGUUGCUUGCAGAAGUACCCCCCUGUGAAAUUCCUGUCGGAGAAGGAUCGCAAGAGGAUUCUGAUCACUGGAGGGGCGGGCUUCGUGGGGUCCCACCUGACAGACAAGCUGAUGAUGGAUGGCCACGAGGUGACUGUGGUGGAUAACUUCUUCACCGGCCGCAAACGCAAUGUGGAGCACUGGAUUGGCCACGAGAACUUCGAGCUGAUCAACCAUGAUGUGGUUGAGCCUCUCUACAUUGAGGUGGACCAGAUCUUUCACUUGGCCUCUCCAGCUUCUCCCCCAAACUACAUGUAUAACCCCAUCAAAACACUGAAGACCAACACCAUUGGGACCUUGAACAUGUUGGGGUUGGCCAAACGCGUCGGGGCACGUCUGAUCCUGGCCUCCACAUCAGAGGUGUACGGAGACCCAGAAGUCCACCCUCAGAAUGAGGAAUACUGGGGUCACGUAAACCCCAUUGGUCCGCGGGCGUGCUAUGACGAGGGCAAGCGUGUAGCUGAGACCAUGUGCUAUGCCUACAUGAAGCAGGAAGGCGUGGAGGUGAGAGUGGCCCGCAUCUUCAACACGUUCGGCCCACGCAUGCACAUGAAUGACGGGCGCGUGGUGAGCAACUUCAUCCUGCAGGCUCUACAGGGUGAGGGCCUCACGGUGUAUGGUUCUGGAUCUCAGACAAGAGCCUUUCAGUAUGUGAGUGACCUGGUCAAUGGGCUGGUUUCCUUAAUGAACAGCAACAUAAGUAGUCCUGUCAAUCUGGGAAACCCAGAAGAACACACCAUACUGGAGUUUGCUCAGCUUAUAAAGAGCCUGGUUGGGAGUCGCAGUCAGAUCCAGUUCCUCCCAGAGGCCCAGGAUGAUCCCCAAAGGAGACGACCCGACAUCCGCAAGGCCAAGAUGAUGCUGGGAUGGGAGCCAGUGGUACCUUUGGAAGAGGGUCUGAACAAAACGAUCCAGUACUUUGACCGAGAGCUGAAAAACCAGGCCAACAACCAGUACAUCCCCAAGCCAAAGGCUGCCCGCAUGAAGAAAGGCAGACCCAGACACAACUGAGACGUCAGCGCACAACGGAGCACUCUCUCUCAGGGACGCUGUGGGAGACAUUCUGAGGCAAAGGACAGCAUGUUUUGAGGGACAGUCAAUACAAGAAAAUGUGAUUUUGUCAGUCUUUUUUGAAUGUCUGUCUUCCUGCUUUAAACUGGGACGUGAUCAUCAUGGAGAAAUGGCUUUCAGUCUGAGGUUCGUAUAAAGACAGACGGACGGACGGACGGAUAGAUAGACAGACAGACAGACAGACAGACAUGCCUCAGAGAAGCUGCAGAUACAGAAAGAGUACGAGAACAACAGAGCCACAGACAUUGCCUUGCACUAUUGUGUUGUGCGUUGUCCCCUUUAUUUAAAGAUGAACUGCGAAUUUCAUGAGCCAUUUGUAUCUCAAUGAUAUGUCAGACUGUGCAGUAUGUUUUCUUGUUUUUUUUUUUUUUUUUUUUUUUUUUCCUUGUCAUGAUCAUGCUUAUUCAUUGCCAUAAAAAAGCUAUGGGUGUCUCUUCAUUUGUCUUUAUGUGGAAAGACAUCUGUUGUAAGUGUAGAGCAUUUAUAACGUUUUAAAGAGCUUGACUGUGCUCCUCUGGUUCACCUCACAGCCUGCAGGGCAUCAAAUGGGUGAAGGGAAGAUUGCGCGACGGGGGAAAGAAAAAGCAGAAAAACGUUUUCUGUUUUUUUUUUUUUCUGCUCUGCCUUGUGUUGUGAGUUUUGAAGCCAUUUCUUUUUGUUGUUUUACAUUUGUAAGAUGUACACCUGUGUGCAUGUGCAUGCGCGCACACACACACACACACACACACACACACACACACACACACACACAAACACAAACACACAGAAAUCCACACAUGCACAAUCACAAUUUACAGAAUCUUUAACCCCCACAUUUGAUUUCAAGAGGGGAAAAGGCUAUUUUAAUAAUAAAUAUUUACAGUGUUUGUGA